This is a messenger RNA of Dipodomys ordii (Ord's kangaroo rat), 769 nucleotides long. RefSeq names its product sodium/potassium/calcium exchanger 6, mitochondrial-like. The transcript has 3 exons. The record is from RefSeq and is a predicted model, not a curated record. The annotation marks the transcript as partial. Gene Ontology annotation, biological process: calcium export from the mitochondrion; intracellular calcium ion homeostasis. Lineage: Eukaryota; Metazoa; Chordata; Mammalia; Rodentia; Heteromyidae. Gene Ontology annotation, cellular component: membrane. Gene Ontology annotation, molecular function: calcium:sodium antiporter activity.
CUCUUUGCUUUCCUGGGCUUCCUGACCAGCGCCCUGUGGAUCAACGCGGCGGCCACGGAGGUGGUGAAUGUGCUGCGCUCCCUGGGCGUGGUCUUCCGGCUGAGCAACACCGUGCUGGGCCUCACGCUGCUGGCCUGGGGGAACAGCAUUGGAGAUGCGUUUUCGGACUUCACCCUCGCCCGCCAGGGCUACCCUCGGAUGGCAUUCUCGGCCUGUUUUGGUGGCAUCAACUUCAACAUCCUGGUGGGAGUCGGGCUGGGCUGCCUGCUGCAGAUCGCCCGGGGCCACACAGAGGUGAAGGUGAGCGCCAGGUGCGGGCAAUCCCUUCCACGCGCUUCCCUGCACUCACGAGGGAAUUCCAACCACCACCUGCAGUGCGCAGGGAGAGACCCACGGCACAGUGCAUUCACUCCCCACAGCCACCCUCACCAGUGACAGCAUACAACGUGGAGAAUCAGAUGCUCAGGCUCCCGGUCGAGAGGCCGAGCUCUGGUCAGUUGCCAGCAGGGCUGGGCCGGCUCUGCAGGCACUCACGCGGGCCCUUCCUGGCUCUUCCAGUCUCUGAUGGUUCCUAGGUCCCUGUGGCUCUUGGCCACUCUGGUCUGGGGUCCAUCUUUACCCAGCCUUCUUCUCUGUGUCUUCUAGGACCUCUAGUCCCUGGAUUGAGGGGCCACCCCAUGUUCAGGAUGGCCUCAGCUUUAGACCCUAAAUGAUACCUGCAAAGACAUGGUGGGGAGAGCUUGCACUCAGCCUGGGCGCUGUCCCUAAG